Molecule: messenger RNA, 2504 nt
Organism: Lasiosphaeria miniovina
Lineage: Eukaryota; Fungi; Ascomycota; Sordariomycetes; Sordariales; Lasiosphaeriaceae
Exons: 6
Coding region: 279-2504 (741 amino acids)
Molecular function (GO): oxidoreductase activity
Source: RefSeq, a predicted model, not a curated record
UGGGCAAUAGAGAAGCGAUAGCGCAUGUGUUGGAUGUGCACGAUGCAAAUUCAGCUAGCGUCUAUCGAGAGAGAAGGCCUAGGUCGGAUAUCGUUGCCCGAAUGACCUAAUCGUCUCUUUUCACGAUAAAUAGGUAGACCUAUUUAGUCGUCUCGAUUUCAACUUGUGCGUCCCCCAAGCACCAGCCAGCACCCCCCAAGCACUAGCCAGCACUCCCUAAGCACCAACCAGCACUUACCCAAACCUAAACGAUCGAGAAGACCACCACAAAUCGCGUCAUGCCCCCAAUGGCUCCCCAAUCCCAGCACGACUAUCAUCCCAUUACAGGCAUCCAGGUCGGCCUUGACGAUCGCAAGGAUGACCCUCUCCGGGAAGUGCCUCUGCGCCUGGAGCUUGAUGACUGGUACCAAUCGACAAAGGCAGAGCAUGUCAACCAACGCGCCCUUUUUUUCCCUGCCAUGAAGAAAUUCAUGGAUGCAGACCCCUUUGACAAGCUCUCGUACUUCCAGGUCGCAGGUAUCCACGGGAAGCCGCUAGUCUCGUGGGAUGAGCCCAACCACGAUCCGCUGGAGCCUGGCAGAGGAUACUGCGCUCACGACAGCAUCCUCUUUGCCACCUGGCAUCGCCCUUACUUGAUGCUGUUCGAGCAAAUCCUCUUCGAGCUGAUGGAGGCCGAGGUGAAGCACUUUGACAAGGACGAGAGGCCCGAGCUCCUCGAAGACCUCCAGUCGUGGAGACUGCCGUAUUGGGACUGGGCCUUGAAGCGCAUGGCAUUCGUCGAGGGCAAGUGGACGCGCACCUACAGCGUCCCGUCUGUCUUCCAGGAGGUCGAGGUGACCAUCCGGCGCCCGAGACGCGUCCCGAGCCUCGGAUUCCCCAAUGCUCUCUACCAGUUCAACAUGCCAUACGGCUGGAAGAUGGGCGACGCCAAGAAACUGGGCGACUUGGCCGUGACCCCCAGGUAUCUCGACGGGAAUGAUAAAAAGACGGGCGAAAAGAAGCGCUGGGUAUUUCCGUAUGACGAGUGUACGGCUACGAGCAGACAUUCGAGUGGACCAUUGACGUGGGCUCGGGGCGAGCAGAACAACGUCAAGGUCGGGCAAAGCCUCGAGGCAGGCAAGCUCCAGCAAGGAACCGGUAAGGGAAAGUCGGACGAGGAGAUCGGCAAGACAGGAGCAGUCCUGCGCGACGCCUUCUACCGCAUCCUCCAAGUCAACACGUUUGGCGAGUUCGCGACAAAGCGAGCAGAAAAUGCAGGGACCGAGAAGGAGAACCCCAGAAAGCAGUGGUCGUCUUCAGAGGCUCUGCACGACAACAUCCACGGAUGGAUAGGUGGCAACGUCGAGGAGGACGCCAAAAACAGCCGCGCAUUCCUGGGCCACAUGUCGUACGUUCCCGUCGCGGCCUUUGAUCCCAUCUUCUGGUUCCACCACUGCAAUUGCGACCGGAUGAUUGCAAUCUGGCAGACGCUGCACACGGACACAUGGUUCGACGGGACCAGCCCACGGGACGAAGACCCCGGCAGCUUUUAUAUCAAAAAAGGCCACAAGGACACGCCCGACGACGAACUGCGUCCGUUCCGCAAGAACGAACAGGGAGAGUACUGGACGUCGACCGACUGCAAAGACGUCGCGGCGCUUGGCUACACUUAUCCGCUGCUCGAGAAGUGGAAGUACGUCGACGCCGAUGGCAACUACGCCCGGGCGGUGCACCUCGCGGCCCUCAACAAGGAGCUCAACGAGACGUACAAUUCCGCGCGCGCUGCCGCCAUCAAGGCUGAGGUGUCUCCCAGCGGAACCGCCCCCCUACCCCUGCCCAACAUCUUCGCCAAGAUCGACGCGAAGGAGCUCAACAUCGACGACCAGCUCGUCGUGAACGACUACGCCGUGAACGUCAUCUACGAGAAGUUCGACCUCGGCGGCGCGCCCUUCACGAUAAGCAUCUUCGUCGGGCGGGUACCUACGACAGUGCCCUACAGCUACCAGGAGGCCGAGACGUCGCUGAUCGGCGAGGUGUACAACUUCAGCACCGAAGCCGAGGAGCUCGGGAGCAGCAGCGAGGGGUGCGGCAACUGUCGGCAGCAGCAGGCCGCGUCGGCGCUGUCGGCGGGGCGCGUGGUGCUGACCAACGCGCUCAUCACGCGCUGGAAGGCCGGCAUCGUGCACCACGCAGACCCCAGUGACGAUGGCGCGGCCGCCGGAGACGACUACGUGCCCGUGCUCCACAGCAUGGAUCCGGCUGACGUGGUGCCGUUCCUGCGCGCCAACCUGCACUGGCGCGUCGUGUCGUCCACGGGCGCCCUCGUCAAUGUCGCGUCGCUCAGGGUGUCGCUCGUCGUUGGCAGGGCUAAGCACUUUGUGGCCGACGUGACCAGGCCGUCGGUCUUUUCUGACUACAAGCCUGCGUAUAGUGUCACUGCGGGCCGGCCCAAUGGCGCCGCGCCCGAGGACGAGCUCUACACGCAUGGUGUGUGCUAUGACGGGGCGCACGGAGAGGUCGAGUAG